GGAUCCUCAGCCCACGAGAGUGAGACAUUGACGUCGGCAGAAGCUUACCACAGUACGCUCCCUUGGCCCCGAAGGACUAGCUCCCCACGUCUGCGCAUUCUUCAUCGAGGCGAUGUCCCCGAUCGACCAACCUCUUCCUGCCGGGGCGGCAGGCCACCCGAUCGACACGACGACAAAUACCCGGGCCCUCGACGACGACCAGGCCGACUUCUCUCUCGCUUCCGAACCAGUAGCCUUCGACGAGCCCAUCUUUGACAAGUUCUACGAAAUGGACAGCCAGGAGACCCUAACCCCCAGUCCCAACCGGGUCCACUCGAACGAUGCCAUCCCAGAGCUGCCGCCGAAGAGCGCUCUCAGGUCGUCCAGGAUGCUCGACGGCCUUGGACUCAAGUUGGGCGCGUCUAUCAAAGCGGCCGAGCUGGGCCAGGCGACGACGCCCCACGACGUGUACCUGUCAUCCGAAGAGGACGCGUCGUCGGAGGCGGACGACUUUUCCGACUACGACUACGACUCGAGCGUCGAGGACCCCACCUCGCCCACGAGCAGGAGCAGCCACGAGGAUACGGCCAGGGUGGUGUCGGUGGUCUUCUCAGGGAAGCCGUCGCUGGUAAACCUGCCGACGGCGAGGAAACGCCCGACGUCGAGCAGCUCCCUGGGCACAAGCAGGACACGAUCGAGCACCGAGUCAUCGGCCAAGCCGCCGACAGCCCAGACGGUUGGAACCCCGUCGAAGGACCGGCCGGCCACCCCCGCGAGCAUCGCGUCGUCGCAGCAUUCGCAGCCCCAACCGAGCAAGGACGCCUCGCCGAACAGCAGAAGAAGCGUCUUCUUCGCGGAGAUGCUGAAGAAGAAGAAGCCGCCAUUCCUCAGCAUCGACCCCUACGCCAACGGUAGCACCUACGCCCUGGACAUCCCCAAGGCCCUCGACAGCCUCGAGGGUGAGAAUCUCUCGGCGAAGCCGCCGCGCACGCCAACCGCGCUGCUCAAAGGCGUCACGAGGUCCCUCAGCCUGGUCCGGAAGCGCAGCCGGCCCAAUCUGAGCUCGUCAGCGCAGCCUGCCGUGCCGAGGCUAGACACGGCGCUCGCGGCGAGCUCGAACAGGGCGUCCGUGCAAACGCCGGCCACGACGACGCAGGUCAGCGAUCACCACCAACAACAACAGCAACAACAGCGACGACAGCAACAACAACACGAACAACAACAGAGCCAAGAGGAAGACGGGCAGCCGCAACAGGCCUGGCACGACCCCGACGUGCCACCCGCCACGCCGAUCACGUACAACGACAUCCUCAAGGCAGCCAAGAGGAACACGACCAUGUCCAACGGUGCCGCCUCGCUGCCCAGUGAUGUCGUUGUGCCUCCGUCGCCCGGCCCGGCAACGGCGACGGCGACGGCGACGGGCAAGAGGGGCAUCCUGAGCGGCCUGGCGGCGCGGCGAAGAAGUAUCAAGUUGACUGGGAAGGUUUGAAGGAAAAUUAAAUGACUACGCAGGAGGAGGGAGAUGGCGGUUUCUUUGCAUGCAUUUCACGGCGUUGGUGAUGAUUCACGGGGCGGAUGGAUUCAACGGCGUUCCAAUUCAUUCAUCAAACGGCAUGGCAAAGCAAGGCGUUUUGGGGCGAUGAUGACAUCUUUUUUUGGGGGCGGAAUCUACAUGAUUUACACAUCUUGGGUUGGCUGGGGUUUUGGGGAAGGCAAUGAUGAUACCACAGACUGAUUGAUGCAGCAUUUCAGCGCAUUUUCUUCGUUUCUCUGUCUUGAACACUACAAUUCAAGCGUUUCCAGCCAGCAUGCAUGCUGUAAGACUAUACCUUCCGUACAAACCACGCAUCACGCCCGUCAGUAGUCUCCCCAAGUCUUGAUGGUUUGGUGGUCCCUUGAUCACCGUCCUCCCGUUCACAUUUGCUGUCAGCCCUGAAUCAUGUUUCGCAUCUCCUGUUUCUGUUCAUGCACCACCAGGCGCGCAAGACAGCCCUGUAGGCGCGCGCACUGACAAAGAUGCUGGUUUCGAAUGGCCCGGAUGGUGCCUCACCGAGACUGCACCCCUCACUUUGCACGGAGUAGUGUGGGCAGUCCUCGGU
Thermothielavioides terrestris NRRL 8126 is the source of this 2078-nucleotide messenger RNA. RefSeq lists its product as uncharacterized. The record is from RefSeq and is a predicted model, not a curated record. NCBI's taxonomy places the organism in Eukaryota, Fungi, Ascomycota, Sordariomycetes, Sordariales, Chaetomiaceae. Bases 113 to 1468 code for a protein of 451 amino acids. The transcript has a single exon.